Betta splendens (Siamese fighting fish) is the source of this 2251-nucleotide messenger RNA. It is a transcript of the gene nt5dc2, whose product is annotated as 5'-nucleotidase domain containing 2. The coding region runs from base 83 to 1885 and encodes 600 amino acids. Gene Ontology annotation, molecular function: 5'-nucleotidase activity. NCBI's taxonomy places the organism in Eukaryota, Metazoa, Chordata, Actinopteri, Anabantiformes, Osphronemidae. The record is from RefSeq and is a predicted model, not a curated record. The transcript is spliced from 14 exons.
GCGAGAGAAUGUUUUCAUCUGUUUACGAGUCCCAACCUGCAGCGGCCGCAGUCUGCGCGCGUGGGCUUUCCUUUUUAUCAAAAUGUCUUUAAAAACUGCGGGAACAGUUCUGACACGUACGCUGUGGACCAGGGGGAACCGGACCCCGCCGGCGCCCAGGUCGAGCAAAAUGAGCGGACUCUCCAGCACAUGCGGCGGCUCUGGAAGUGAGCCGCGGCAGCCGCCGGGCCGCGGAGAAGCGCAGGAGCAAAGUUGGGGCGCGAACGCGGCGCCGACUGCCCGCGAGCCCCCGCACAGAUGCGCGAGCAGGGAGCAGAAGCCGCCCAAGGAGCACGCGGGGGCUGCGGGCGUGAGGAGACGCUCGUACACCUCCACCGCAGCUCCCGCCGACCUGCGGUCCUACUUCUGGACUCGCUACAACGACACCAAACGGCUGGUUCACGACCUGAUCCCUCCAGGCGCGUGUAACCUCCUCAACUCGUCCACCAUCUACGCCAACAACGAGGUCGACCUCUCUGAGGUGGACAUCUACGGUUUUGACUAUGACUACACGCUGGCGCUUUACUCAAACUCCCUCAACACCCUGAUCUACAACACGGCAAGAAGCUUCCUCAUUGAACACUUCAAGUAUCCUGAGGGCAUCCGAAAGUACGAUUACAAUCCCAACUUUGCUGUCAGGGGUCUUCACUACGACAUUCAAAAAGGUCUUCUCAUGAAGAUAGAUGCCUUCCACUACAUCCAGCCAGGAACAGUGUAUCGGGGUCUCAGUCCAGUCCCGGAUGAGCAGGUCCUCGAGCUCUUUGGAGGGACUUUCCAUAUCCCACUGCAACAGGACAGCGGCUUCUAUGGAAAGGGGCCAAAGGUGAAGCAGUUCAUGGACAUCUUCUCCAUUCCAGAAAUGACCCUUUUGGCUGUGGCAAAUGACUUUUUCCUCACCAACGACAUCGAAUAUGAUCCGGUUCACCUCUUUAAGGACGUCUCGGAAGCAAUCGGCAUGGUUCAUCUGAAAGGCUACAUGUACAAAUGGAUCAUGCAAGACCUGGACAAGUUCAUUCUGAGGGGGGAAGAGACGGAGGCCGUGUUGCGCAGAUUGGUCAGUCAUGGGAAGAAGCUUUUCCUCAUAACAAACAGUCCCUUCAGCUUUGUGGAUAAAGGAAUGACACACAUGGUGGGGAAAGACUGGAGAGACUUUUUUGACGUCGUCAUUGUGCAGGCAGACAAACCUCACUUCUUUACUGACUGCAUCAAGCCCUUCAGGCGCUUGGAUGGUAACGGAGACCUACGGUGGGAGAAGAUCAAGAGUUUGGACAAAGGCCAAAUCUACAAACAGGGGAACCUUUUUGACUUCCUCAGACUGACCGGCUGGCGAGGCUCAAGAGUUCUUUACUUUGGGGAUCAUCUUUAUAGUGACCUGGCUGACCUGAUGUUGCGACACGGCUGGCGAACAGCAGCUUUAGUGCCUGAGCUGGAGCAGGAGACCAGAGUGGUGAGCACGAGCCGGUAUUCGUUGAACCUCACCUGGCUACAGGCUCUAACCGGUCUGAUGGAACGCCUACAGACGUACCGUGACCCAGAAUCUAAGCAGAUACUUGAGGAAUGGCAGAAGGAAAGAGAAGAGCUGAGGGUCAUGACAAAGAACAUGUUCAACCCUCAGUUCGGCAGCAUCUUCAGGACGUGUCACAACCCCACCUACUUCUCCAGGCGCCUGUGUCGCUUCUCUGACGUGUACAUGGCCUCGCUGAGCUGCCUGUUGAACUAUGACCUCUCGUACAUUUUUUACCCCCGCCGCACCCCUCUGCAGCACGAGGCUCCUCUGUGGAUGGAUCAGCUUUGCACGGGCUGCAUGAAGACGCCGUUUCUAGAGGAGAUGUCUCACAUACGAUGAGAGCUGUGCUCUCCUCCCUGACCCGUAGGAUUUAAUAUUUUAGGCCUGGCCAACACUUGACAUGAACUGUAUUGCUUUCAUUUUAACAGGGUUUCAUUUUUAGCUAGCAAGGUGCUACACGGCUACACGACUCCCUCCACAGGGCAGAGUAACCCCGUUCUGCACAGUGACCCACUUACCCAGUGAAUUCACUAGAGGGUGCUGUAGAACGAACUGCUGAACAGAGUGCACGCCGUGCCAUCCAAUGUGUUGUGGUCCAAUACAAACGCACACUCUGUGUCUGCAUCGAGGUGAUAAUGAAAUGCUGCACGUUACGUUAUUAAGCUGAAGUCGCACAAUUACAACAAAUAAAGAUUCAAAGUCUAA